This is a messenger RNA of Mobula hypostoma (lesser devil ray), 2043 nucleotides long. RefSeq names its product transient receptor potential cation channel subfamily A member 1-like. The coding region runs from base 1 to 2043 and encodes 680 amino acids. Gene Ontology annotation, molecular function: protein binding; calcium channel activity. Gene Ontology annotation, cellular component: plasma membrane. The record is from RefSeq and is a predicted model, not a curated record. Gene Ontology annotation, biological process: calcium ion import across plasma membrane. The transcript has 19 exons. NCBI's taxonomy places the organism in Eukaryota, Metazoa, Chordata, Chondrichthyes, Myliobatiformes, Myliobatidae.
AUGGUUAAUAAAACAUACAGUGUUCUGCAUUCAUUAGUUGAGGGAUUGAGUUCAAGAGCCACAUACACAAGCCCAGCAGCUGCAGAGUUCAAGAGCCGCGAGAUUGAUCUGGAUUUCCUGAACACAAUUCUGGAAAAUGGAGCAGAUAUUAAUGCCACUGACAGAUAUGGACAGGGUGUUUUGCAUGGGGCUGCACUAAGAUGGCACCCCGAUGUUGCCCGGUUUAUGAUUGAGAGGCACGCUGAUGUUAACAAGCCAGAUAACUAUGGUGUGACCCCACUCCAUGUGGCUGCAGCGGCUGACUAUCCUGAAAUGGUGGAUUUUCUACUGGACUAUCGAAAAGGAGGAGCGGAUAUUGAAGCAAAGACAUCUGGAAUGAUGCAGACACCAAUCCACUAUGCUGCAAAAUAUGAUGCUGCUAGUUCCUUGAACUGUCUGCUGAAACAUGAUGCCGACAUAAAUGCUAGAGACUACAAACAGCGAACACCUCUACAACUGGCGACUGAGCUUGAUCGAACUGAGUCAGCUCGACUGCUGCUACAGUUUCAGGCAGAUGCAGGAACAUAUGACAACACAGGACAGCUAUGUUUAACUCUGAUGGCUGCUAAUAUGCCUCAGCUUGCGUACACAGCUUUGGAUCAGUUUCUUGUCAAGGACAGAGCGAACCGAAAACAGUACUUCAUGCUGAACAUCUUGAUACCCCAACCUUCGGUCCCAUUGACCCUGCAGAAAGUAAAAAGGAUGGAAGGUCCACAGAACUGGAUCCUUCAUUUGCUUGAAGUGAUUGUUCAAUAUCGACAGCUGGAUCUCAUCAUGCAUCCUGUCGUCCAAAAACUCAUCGCGGUUAAAUGGACACGCUUUGGAAUGAGAGGAGUAGCGAUAAUGUUGACCCUCAAUAUCCUCUUUAUAAUUUCAUGGACUACUCUGGGACUUAGUUCAUCACUGGCUAAUGUGAAACAGCUUCAUUAUGAACUACCUGGUGACUGGUGGAGAGUUUUAAUUGCCACCAUAGCCAUUGCACUUACUGCCUAUCAGAUUGGGGAGGAAUUUGUAGAAAUCCACUCUUCACAAACAAAGUUUAUUCGUUGGAAGGAGUGGAGGACCCAGGAAAUAAUGAAAGAUCUAAACCUAUGCCACCCACGAUGGCCAGAGGAGGAGGCAUAUCUUAAGAAGCAGCUGAGUGCACUGGAUGACAUGCAUUCACACUAUUUCAACGAUUUUUGGAAUUUGUUUGAUUGGAUGGUCUACCUGUUGCUCUUUGCUCUGAUUGGAACUUACAUAGCUGAUCUGUCAAUGACAAGUGAAAGCAUUCACACAACCCACAUUCGAAUCUGUGCAGUGACCAUCAUAUUCCUUUGGUUACGAGUCAUGAAACACGUACGAGCAAUCAGGUCCCUGGGACCCUUUAUCGUGAUGCUUGGGAAAAUCAUUGUGGACCUCCUGAAGUUCCUUUUUCUUUAUGGAGAGUUUUACAUUCCCUUUGCGUGUUCAUUCUGGAUCAUUUUUGGUGGUCUUGUUCCAAGUAUGUCAACCAUACCCCAGAUGCUUUUUACUGUCUUUCGCAUUACACUGGUUGAUGACUAUGGAUUUGAGGAGAUGUAUGCAAGAGACCCAGUAAUGGCAUAUUUACUCUGUGGAACCUUUCUGGGGGUGUCAAGCAUACUUUGUAUCAACCUUCUCAUAGCAUUACUUUCAGAUACCUUCCAAAGAGUAUAUGACAAUGCAAAUGCCAAUGCAGCCAUGCAACAGGCUAGCAUUGUUCUGUACGUUGAAGACCAUCUGAAUGAGAAAAGAAAGAAAAAGUUUCAAGAAUAUGUUCACACAUUCUGUGCACCUUUGGAAAUAUUUUUUGAUGAUGAUAUUACAAUAGAUCAAGAAGAUGAUCUCAAGAAAGUUACCAUUCAAAUAAAGGUCAUUACUGUCGGCGCCAUAACACAGUCCCUCGACAUCGAGAAGGAACCCAAACUUGGCGUGGCAGUGGGUUCCAAUUGCCACCUGAGUCAACUGGAGAUGUUCAGGACAGCAGCCAUGAAUGAUCUCUGA